UCUUCUAUUUAUUUAUGUAUAAACCACACUCUUCACCUUGAAAUUUUUCAUCACUCAUUCCAUAAACCUUAUUGUGAUCAAUUCACAAACAACACCAUGCCUAAGAAGCUUCAAAAAACCCUUCAAGAUUACCUCAACAAAAUCAAAAACAAAAACCCACAACCUCAAAUUCGAUUAACCAAAAUGCUCUCUGGCUGCAAACAUCCUAAAACACCAUCUUUUUCCUUAGAUAACGGCAGAAACAUAUCAUCCUCUAACGCCGUUAACAACAAUAACAACAAAAUCAAUGAUGCUGCAACACUAGCUGACGUUGACCGUUUUCUCUUUGAGAAUUUCAAGUCUCUAUAUUUCAAAGAUGAUGAAGAAACAGAACAAAACAACAACAACAACAACAAAAACAAAAGAAUCUCGGAUGAAAAAAACAACGAGGAACCACCAAAACGUAUUGGUGGUUCCUGGUUGUUGGAAUCACCGAGAUUCAUUACAACACCACCUCAAGAUCUUUGUGGCUCAGCACGAUUCUUCGUGAAACCAGGUAACUCAGGAUCAUUGAUGGAAGAUGCACUGUCUCUAACAAACAGUGAUGAAGCUGAUUCGAGUAAUUCGAAUAAUUCAAAUUCAUCAUCAACAGCAUCACCUUCAAAACAGGUUAUUGUAGUAAACCAUGAUGAUCACAAUCAUCACACUCUUCCUGAGAAUUGUGUUGCACUGUUAUCAUAUUCUCCAAGUCCUUACGAUGAUUUCAGGCGAUCGAUGCAAGAAUUGGUGGAAUCAAAGUAUGGUAAGAUUGAAAACAAUCAAAGGAAAAUUGAUUGGGACUUCAUGGAGGAGAUUUUAUUUUGUUAUCUUAAUGUUAAUGAGAAAAAAUCUCAUAAGUUUAUAUUAAGUGCUUUUGUUGAUCUGAUCACUGUUAUGAGGAAGAAUUCAGAGGCUGCUCCGGCGAAGCCGUGUAGCGUGAGAACUGUUAGGAUUGGUAGGGAAGUCAGGAAGAAGAAGACCAAGCAGGUUACCAUAGAAUUUGGUUCCUCUUAGUUUUUUUUUUUUUUUUUUUUUGUUAGCUAAUUUUCAUGAAAUAAAAUAUAUAUUAGAAUAAAUGUAUUAGGGAGGGGUUUUUUUCUUCCAAAAACAAUCCUUGAAUAUUGGAGUCUUAUGUCAGGAUCCAAUGGUCCUUGAGUUAAUGUUAUGCAUAAAACUCAUGCUUCAAAAGCAUGUCAAGUUUUAUUUUUGUAAACUAAAGUAUAUCUCUUA
This is a messenger RNA of Medicago truncatula (barrel medic), 1248 nucleotides long. RefSeq names its product transcription repressor OFP14. The record is from RefSeq and is a predicted model, not a curated record. Bases 97 to 1032 code for a protein of 311 amino acids. Lineage: Eukaryota; Viridiplantae; Streptophyta; Magnoliopsida; Fabales; Fabaceae. The transcript has a single exon. Gene Ontology annotation, biological process: negative regulation of DNA-templated transcription.